UGGAGUUCCCGAGGUGAAGGUGAAGGUGAAGCUGAGGUUGAGGGUGAGGUGUGUAAUAUCAGUGUGGGAAUCAUGGAUCAUUUGGGUGCAGGACCAGGUCAGGUGUGCGGUGGAAUGGGUCACGUGAAGCAUGCAAACACAGAGGUGCAGAAAAUCUGUGAUGAGGUAAAGCCACAGGUGGAAGCAAAAGCUGGAAAGAAUUUUGGUGUUUUCAAAGCGAUAGCCUUCAGCACUCAGACUGUAGCAGGAACAAACUACUUCAUUAAGGUGCAUGUGGGUGAAAAGGAGUAUCUGCACCUCCGAGUGUUCAGGUCUCUCCCCUGUGCUGGAUAUAAAAUCUCACUGCAAGAAAUACAGAAGUCCAAAACCAGCGCGGACCCCAUCGAGUACUUCUGAGACACACACACACACACACACACACACACACACACACACACACACACACACACACACA
Messenger RNA from Silurus meridionalis, 454 nucleotides. Its product is annotated as cystatin-B-like. The record is from RefSeq and is a predicted model, not a curated record. Gene Ontology annotation, molecular function: cysteine-type endopeptidase inhibitor activity. The coding region runs from base 73 to 396 and encodes 107 amino acids. Lineage: Eukaryota; Metazoa; Chordata; Actinopteri; Siluriformes; Siluridae. The transcript has 3 exons. Gene Ontology annotation, cellular component: cytosol.